AUGAGCCCCAGGACUCAGACUGACCCCAGCGGAGGAGAGCAGCUCUCUGUUCCGCCCUUUGUGGCCGUCCGUGCCUUGCGCUGGUCGUUUUUACCCACAAUGCCCCGAACACCACGGACCCGCUCCUCGCUCCUGUCGGUCGUCGUGCCGCUCGCGCUGCUCCUGCUGGACACGGCGCCGGUCCGGUCCGCGCCCUCGGGGCCCGAGUCCGACACCUGCUCCACCCAGGUGCAGAACCGCUUCUUCGGCUACUUCAACUCCUCGGCCGUCUUUCCCGGCAGCCCUUGCUCCUGGACGCUGCAGAACCCCGACCCGCGGCGCUACACCGUCUUCGUCAAGGUGACCAAGCCCGAGGGGGACUGCGUGCCGCGCCAGGUGCGUGCCUUCCAGUUCGACUCCUUCCUGGAGGCCACGCGCACCUACCUGGGCACGGAGAGCUUCGACGACGUGCUGCGGCUCUGCGACCUGUCGGCGGGCACGGCCUUCGUGGAGGCGGGCAAGCAGUACCUGCAGAUGCGCAAGAACCUGCCCAGGCCCGGGGCGCGGUCCGGCGACGGGCGCUUCAAGGUGGAGUACCUGGUGGUGGGCAAGCGCAACCCGAGCGUGGCGGCGUGCCAGAUGCUGUGCCAGUGGCUGGAGGACUGCCUGGCGUCCAGCACGUCCAGCCACCCCUGCGGCAUCAUGCAGACGCCGUGCCAGUGCGCCGACACGCCGCCGCUGGGCAAGGAGGGGGCGGGCACGGACGGAGGCUGCUUCCGCGCGGGCGUCUACCUGGAGAACUGCGUGACGGGCGACAAGGAGGCCGCCGCCAACGCCGAGAUCAGCGUUGGAGGCUGGAGUGGCUGGGGCCAAUGGGGAGAGUGCAGCAGUGAGUGUGGAGGCGGAGUUCAGACUCGGACACGCACCUGUCAAUCACCUGCUGGGGACGCCAACUUCUGUGAUGGCGCUCUGGAGGAGGGACGGCCUUGCAAUGCUCAGGCCUGCACAGGCAAAGGGCGCGUCAGCUCUCGCAGCCAGUCGCUGCGCUCCAUGGACAGCCGCAAGCGUGACGAGUCAGACAAGACGCGCGCUGGACAGUCACCCCAGACAGCGGGCUCGGCGGCGUCGGGCGACGAGUGGUCGGCGUGGAGCGUGUGCUCGGCCACGUGCGGCGAGGGCUGGCAGAGCCGCACGCGCUUCUGCAUCACCUCUCUCUACAGCACGCAGUGCAGCGGCUCGCUGCGCGAACAGAGGCCCUGCAACAACUCCGCCGUGUGUCCAGUGAACGGCGUGUGGGAGGAGUGGUCGCCGUGGAGCUUGUGCUCGUCCACGUGCGGCCGGGGCGAGCGGGAGCGCACGAGGACCUGCAAGCCGCCGCAGUUCGGCGGGGAGCCGUGCACGGGGCCCGAGAAGCAGAAGAAGUUCUGCAACAUUGCCGUCUGUCCAGCGGACGGGGUGUGGAACGAGUGGUCCAGCUGGAGCUCGUGCUCAGUGACCUGCUCCAACGGCACCAAGCAGCGGAUCCGCGAGUGCAGCGGGCCCUCGUACGGCGGCUCGGAGUGCCGCGGCGAGUGGCUGGAGAACCUGGAGUGCAACCUGGGCGAGUGCCCGGUGGACGGCGUGUGGCAGCUCUGGAGCUCCUGGGACCCGUGCACCAGGACGUGCGGCGGCGGCAACCACAAGAGGCAGCGCGUCUGCAAGGGGCCCUUCUUCGGGGGCAAGCAGUGCCCAGGGGACCGCGAGGAGGUGCAGUCCUGCAACGAGAAGAGAUGCCCAGAGCCCAAUGAGAUCUGCGAUGAGGAGAACUUCUCCAACGUGGUGUGGAAGAGCACCGUGGCAGGAGACACAGCGGCCGUGCGCUGCCCCCCCAACGCUCACGGGCUGAUCCUCCGACGCUGCUCGCUAAAUGACCUGGGCAACGCCUUCUGGGAGAAUCCCACCUACAUGAAGUGCGUCUCCAACGACUACCGCAGCAUCCAGUCGCUGCCCCUGAUUUCUGGCCCAACAAAAUCGUUGGGCCAGUCGGGACUACAGUCGGGCCAGAGGCGGCGUCAAGUGUUGAGCGUCCACAAGCGUCCGGUGUCGGGGACUGCGGACAUCACGUUCCCCAUGAAGGGCUGGAGGGGCAUGGUGGAGUGGGCCCGCAGCUCCGAGGACCGCGUCACCGUGCCCAAAGACGUCCUGACCACCGACAAGACAGAUGACACGUCAUCAUUUGUGACUGGAAUCGUCCUCUACAAAGAUCUGGGUAGCAUCCUGUCGCUCGGAAGAAACAACACCGUGCUCAACUCCAAGGUGAUCUCUGUGACAAUCAAGCCCACGCCAGGUCCCUUGGCCACACCCAUUGAGAUCGAGUUCUCACACGCCUACAAUAGCACCACCAACCAGACCUGCAUCGCCUGGGACGAGAGUGACAGCUCCUCACUCCUCGGCUCCUGGUCUACCCGAAGCUGCAGAGCCGUGUCUGUCAACUCGUUCCGUACCAAAUGCGUGUGUGACAGACUGUCCACCUUCGCCAUUUUAGCACGGCUCAAUCCCGAUAUGAACAUGGAUAAAACGCAAAUGCCGUCGGUGACGCUGAUCGUAGGAUGCGGAGUGUCUUCUCUCACACUGCUGCUGCUCAUCAUCAUCUAUGUGUCUGUGUGGAGGUACAUUCGCUCCGAGCGUUCUGUCAUCCUCAUCAACUUCUGCCUGUCAAUCAUCUCCUCCAACGCGCUGAUACUCAUCGGGCAGACGCAGACACGGAACAAGGUUGUGUGCCCCCUGGUGGCUGCUUUUCUUCACUUCUUCUUCCUCUCCUCCUUCUGCUGGGUGCUGACAGAGGCGUGGCAGUCUUACAUGGCUGUGACGGGCCGUCUGAGGAACCGCAUCAUACGCAAGCGCUUCCUCUGUCUGGGCUGGGGUUUGCCUGCACUCGUCGUGGCCAUCUCUGUUGGCUUCACCAAGGCAAAGGGAUACGGGACAGUAAACUACUGUUGGUUAUCUCUGGAAGGGGGUCUCCUGUACGCCUUUGUUGGCCCUGCGGCUGCAGUCGUGCUGGUAAACAUGGUUAUCGGGAUUCUCGUGUUUAACAAAUUGGUGUCCAAAGACGGCAUAACAGAUAUGAAACUGAAGGAGAGGGCGGGGGCGUCGCUGUGGAGCUCCUGCGUGGUGCUGCCGCUGCUGGCUCUGACAUGGAUGUCUGCGGUGCUGGCCAUCACUGACCGGCGCUCGGCCCUCUUCCAGAUCCUGUUUGCGGUGUUCGACUCCCUCGAGGGCUUUGUGAUUGUGAUGGUGCACUGUAUCCUGCGCAGAGAGGUCCAGGAGGCAGUGAAGUGCAGAGUGGUGGACAGACAAGAGGACGGAAAUGGAGAUUCUGGUGGAUCUUUCCAGAAUGGCCAUGCGCAGCUCAUGACGGACUUUGAAAAGGAUGUGGAUAUCGCCUGCAGAUCAGGCACGCUAAAGCGCUCGUCGCUGCAGGGCGAGGAGAAGUCGUCGGCGCAGCUCUCGCUGCAGAAGGGCUCCAACUUCAACACGCUGCCGGCCAGCAUGGCCAAGAUGCACCUGCAGAACGUGGCCGACUACUCCAGCCACACGCUGACCCUGCGGCGGGACAAGGGGCCGGCGCUGGCCGGCGUCAGCACCGAGCUGCCCGGCGCCAAGUCCAUCUACAUCUGCGACGGCGAGCUGUUCAAGCAGCUGGACGGGGACCUGACGCGGGCCGGCGGCGGCGGCGGGGACCCCUCGGGGCCGGACGGAGGUGGACAGGGCUACAUGAUCCUGCCCACCAACAACAACACGGCCACCAUGAGGCCCGCCAAGGGCGGCGGCAAGGAGGAGCCGGUCAAGUACAGCCUCAACAUGGAGCAGCUGCCCCAGACGCGCCUCAUCCACCUGAGCAACCCCCCCAGCGGGGAGCCCGUGCCGGGCUUCGGCCUGAAGACGCUGCCGUCCGAGCGGAUCAGCGUGGUGUGCGGCGAGCGAGACUCGCCCGGCCUGGCGGCGGUGGCGGCGGCGCACAACGUCCCGGGCGAGUCUCAGAUCAACCACGGCCUCGGCGAAGCGGGCGACUCGGGCAACUCGGGAAUGAUGUCCAAGAGCGAGACGGUGUCCACGCUGUCCAUGAGCUCGCUAGAGAGACGGAAGUCACGCUAUGCUGAGCUGGACUUUGAGAAAAUCAUGCACACACGGAAACGCCACCAGGACAUGUUCCAGGACCUCAACAGGAAGAUCCAGCACGCGGAGAAGGACCGGGAAUCCCCUCCUGACAAGCAGCAGACCCCAAGCAAGCGGGCGUGGGAGGGCAUCAGGAAGACCCACUCUCCCCCAUCGUGGGUGCGCAAGGACCUGGAGCCCCUGCAGGCGUCCCCCCUGGAGCUGCAGGCCGUGGAGUGGGAGAAGGCCUGCGCCACCAUCCCUCUGGUGGGCCAGGAGAUCAUGGACCUGCAGACGGAGGUGUGAGGGGGGGGCAGGGGGGGCCACAGACCCACCCACCCAUCCACCCCCCCGCGACUCCUACUCCUACUCCUGCUCCUGCUCCUCAUCCCCGCCCGUGUCCUCCACCCACACCACACCACACCAGAGCCCUUCCUCCAAUCGACAGCACCCCCCGUAGGAAGACGCGUGGCACCCGGCAGGGUUAGAGCAAUGUGCCCCGCGCACAGAAGCAGAGAGGCAGGGAGUGAAGUGUGUGUGUGUGUGUGUGUGUGUGUGUGUGUGUGUGUGUGUGUGUGUGUGUGUGUGUGUGUGUGUGUGUGUGUGUGUGUGUGUGUGUGUGUGUGUGUGUGUGUGAUAGAGAGAGUGAGAGAGACAGAGAGAGAGAGAGAGAGUAUGAAAGCUAAAGAUGGAUAUGUGACAGCGACUGUUAGAGCAGUGACAGAAAAACAGUGCUUGAAAAAAAAAGAAUCGCUACACUCAUUGGUUAUUUUUUUUAUUACAGUGAAAUCAUAGGCAGUAAUAACAUUUUAUUUUCUUAUAUGAAAAAGGAACAGGAACCAAGCAGUGGCCCCCCUGUCUCACUCCCUAAUGUUACCAUGGAAACACAGACUCUGAUCGGCAGUAGGCCGUAGCUCAUAAUUAGCAGGAUGAAUCACGCAGAUGUAGAGGCUCUGGCGCUCCAGCAAGUGCAUGGGGUGCAGCCUCGGAGGCCAACAGACUUCCAGGAGGCCUCUGGUGAACUCACCCAAUUAGUCACAGAAUAGAUGAAGGACUCGUCAUCGUCCAAUGGUUCGACAAAGUUAUUUUUAAAAGGUAGCCAAGCAAAUUCAUCUCACAAGCUGUCCCUCUCGAUUGAUUUGUUUUAUUAUUAUUAUUAUUAUUAUUUGCAGAAUAUUACCUUUCGGUGUCUGUGCUGUUAUUGUUGGAAUAUUUCUUUGCUGUUUUAUUGCCAACCUCUGACCUCUGACCUCUUAAGCAGUCAGGGUGUCCCUGGACACUAGUAUGGGCAGGUCCUGCCUAUACCGUAGGGCACCAGGCCUUCUGCCCCGCCCGCCAACCCACACAAUCACACAGCUGUGCGGACAUGAACCGCUGGACCGAGGGGGGGGGGGGAGACUGCCAUGGACAGUACCCUGAGGAACGCCACUGUGCUCAUGCCGCACUCCUACGGGGUCUCUACGCAGCUGCACCUGCUGUGGGAAGAGCAGGGUCACACACCUGUCCAGAGGUGCCCGUCAAGACUCUGACCUGGAUGUGGAGAGGGGACCCCCUAACAGCGGACGUUACUGUGAUGGUAGCAGAAGAUUCUGGAGCGCCUAUACUUACUGUAUGGAUGAUGAACUGAUAUCUGUUGGAGAUGCCACAUGGUCGUCUUCGCUGACCAGUCGACAGAUCUGGGUCUCCACUUAAUAGCGAGGUCCAAUCUUAAUGCACUUGGCAGUAUGGGGCCCCCUGCAAAGAGUACAUAAAGAGUUGUGACGGGAGCUGAGCAUAAAGAUGUGCAAGAACAUGGAUUAUAAAUCAUAUAGAUCUAAAUACAGUAUAUAUGUAGAAGAGCUGCAGAUGGUGUGUGUCUGUAGUUGGAGUGUGUUUGCACACAGGGGAAGCACAAGACUCUGUGACAAGGGGUCCUGUUGUACAGCAUUGUAAUUAUUUAAAAAAUAAAAUUCAAAAAAAAAAAAGUUCUACAGAAUGAAUUUUAGCCUAUAAAUAUAUUUCUAACUGUGCUUGGGGGAAUAUUGUUAUCAUUAAUAUGAUUGCCAUCCUGACUCUGCAGUCCCCUAUCUCGUUGAGUUACUGGACUUUAAGGGUGUUCUGUAACCAGUGUGUGUUUUAAUAUCACUGACCGUCACUUGCCCCCAAUGGCCUCUCCUACCUGUCUGACUCCGUUAAGGCCCUAACCCCUGACCUCUGACCUCUUGACCCCUCCCACUCCCCUCACCCCUUUCUCAAUCUCCCUUUUUUAGUUCACUGGGAUAUCUUCUUUGUUAAUGUACAGUUUUCAGAGC
Sardina pilchardus (European sardine) is the source of this 6404-nucleotide messenger RNA. It is a transcript of the gene adgrb1a, whose product is annotated as adhesion G protein-coupled receptor B1a. Gene Ontology annotation, biological process: engulfment of apoptotic cell; negative regulation of angiogenesis; cell surface receptor signaling pathway. Gene Ontology annotation, cellular component: plasma membrane; postsynaptic density; dendrite. The transcript has 27 exons. Gene Ontology annotation, molecular function: G protein-coupled receptor activity. The record is from RefSeq and is a predicted model, not a curated record. The coding region runs from base 1 to 4419 and encodes 1472 amino acids. NCBI's taxonomy places the organism in Eukaryota, Metazoa, Chordata, Actinopteri, Clupeiformes, Clupeidae.